Aedes albopictus (Asian tiger mosquito) is the source of this 6498-nucleotide messenger RNA. RefSeq lists its product as uncharacterized. The coding region runs from base 3141 to 5009 and encodes 622 amino acids. Lineage: Eukaryota; Metazoa; Arthropoda; Insecta; Diptera; Culicidae. The transcript has 3 exons. The record is from RefSeq and is a predicted model, not a curated record.
GGUUAGAUGAGAGAGGUUAAAUAGGUUUGAAGCUUCAGCGGCAUCAGCAGGAGGAAGCUUUCUCCUCUAGAAAGCAUCUUCCCAAAAGUUUUCUUCUUCUACCGUGAUCGUGCCUUAUUCAGUGGCGAUUCCCUAACCUCAAAUCUACCUGUUCAACGAUGGUAAAUUCUUGACUUUUCUUAACAAAUUGGUUUGUAAUUUGUAGAAAAUGACGAGAAUAGUCGUUUCCGUCCAUUUUCGAUUUGAUCCUGGUCCUGUACUCUCCGCAAAUACAAGUUUUAGGGUCGUUGAACAGGUGAAAGUUAGGUUACGAGACGCCACUGGCCUUAUUCCAUUUUUUUAGAGAAGUUAUACACAAAUUACGUAACGCAACCUCACGCAACGCAAGCCCUGCUGAGGCUUCGAAAGUCAAUGACGGUAACCAAGCAAGACCAUGAGAAACUCAUGGAAACUGCGGCUGCGGCAGAACCCGUGAAGUCUACUCAGAUUGUGUGUGAGGCAGCCAUCAGAUUAGGAGCUACCAGGCGGCAGCACGGAUUACAGUCCCGAGGCCUAACGAACCCUCUCCCCUUGCGAGUCAGCCGCGUAGUCGCCGGCUAAGAAGGGAGCGGGAUAUUUGGCAUAAGGUCGUUUGGCAUAAAGAUAUUUGGCAUAAUGGUAAUUUGGCAUAAUGGACAUUUGACAUAACCGAAAUGCACCCUUCUUUAUUAUGCCAAGUGUUCAUUAUGCCAACUGACCGUUACUGUUUUGUGGUGGCUUGUCAGUCUUGACAAAAAUAAAACACUAUUUAUGUUAUUUUGUCCGACGUUUCGGUCCGUUUGGGACCUUCUUCAGGGACUCAAUAGUUACAGUGUUCUCGUCCAGUGUGGUUCGGUAGAACCUGUAACUGUCGAUUUGGUUCGAAUUUUCCCGCACAAUCGCAGCCAAAUUGGAUGCCCUAUCGGGGGAAACUCGUUCCGAAAAUUAGCACUCCGGAAUUUAGAACCUACUUCGCAAACGAUCACCAUUGCUUUCGUCAAGACUGACAAGCCACCACAAAACAGUUUCGUAAAACAGUCGAACACACCAACGAUAACUGACCGUUAUGCCAAAUGACUUUAUGCCAAACGGCCUUAUGUCAAAUGACUUCAUGCCAAAUGACACAGACCCGGUGAAAAAGAUGCCCGAUCGUUAACGGAGCCUGUGGGGUACAUGGGCACCUUCCACAGUAUUGCGUCCCUCAAGUAGGAAGUAGCGGUAGUGGUGAUGCCAACCCCCACCCCGCAAAGGAGGGGGUUGAUGAGGUCUCCGGUAAGCAGAGAUGGAAACACUCUCAUCGUGAAUCAACUCGCGAGUGUUAAACCAACAAACAGAUUACUCACGGUGCCGAGAGUAAGCCGUGUGUGAGUUUAUUCGCACCCGCUUGCUUCAUGAGUAUGAAGCAAAACAAAAACAAAAACACUCAUGAAUUUUUAUUCGCGAAGAACAAGUGGAGAUGCGCGAAUUGCAUUUUAGUACGAUUUUAAAAGCAAAACAAGUAAUUAUCCAUCAGAUAGUAGUGUUUUGUGCUUUAUUGUUCCUGAAAAGUAAAUCUGCCGACCGUGUAAAUUUGUUUUUUCACAAAAUUGAAACAUGUUCAGAGCUGCUUCGCGAAUCAAUCACGAGUGCAACCAGCUUUUUUAGCUCGCGAGUGAAGGAAGUGCGAAUAUAUUCUGGCUUCUGUUGUUCACGAGUAGGAUAGCUUUGCGUUUGUCUGUUCAGCUGCAUUCCUCACUGUUUUCCAUCACUGCCGGUAAGGAGAAGUGAGGAGUUAGGUGCGGGAAGCUGCGUACGCAGCUCAAGCGUGGGAGCUCCGGUUCACACCCCGGCAAGCCAGCCCGUGGAGAUAAUGGGUGGAGCGUAGUUAUUGAGGGCCGUCGACCAAAACAGAAAAGGACUGCCCGCAAUCGAGGUAACUGAGCAGCAGCUUAGCAAGAUCAUCGACUUUGCGUCCACUAUGUCCAACAUAAGUAAGGACCUGAAAACGACUCUGUUGCGACUUUGUAAGUCGAUGGACGAGCAGGUACACGUGAGACUCGUGAAGACUGCAGCAGCGGCGGAACCUGUGAAAUGAUGUCUACCGAGAAGAAGGCCUUCGCUUUCACAGGAAGUCCAAAAAGUAUGGCGGAUGCGACUCUUCGUGACAAGCACUCGCAGAAACGGGUAAGGCAGCCGUCAGGUGACGAGCUGUCUGGCGGUUCCCGGGAGGCCAGGCGAAUACUAACCCCUAUAGUGUCCACCCUAAUCUGAACUAUAUAUCGAUAUGUUAUCCAGUAACGCAUCUGAAAAGAGACUGAGAGUCCAUCAAUAAAGAGCUAGCUCAGUCUAGCAUGAGCCGUUGCAUGAGACGGAGUCGGAACGUAUCUAACGUAUUUUACUUCCUUUCAAAAAAAGAGUUUCUUCCCAAAUUAUUUAUUUCACAUAAAUCUUUAUCGGUCGAGUUUUUAUUAUAAUUAGUUAUCGUAUAUAACAGUGGCGACGACGGAAAACUGGACUAAAAGUGAUCGCGAUAAGUGCAGGUAGCUCAAACGGAAGGUACUUCCAGCGUGAGUCAGCUCUUCUAUUCGGGACAAAGCACUAUUGUCCACGGAUCGUCUCUGUAUUCCACAGCAUCUCGGAGAAAAUCAAAAUCCGUGUGAGAGGCAAGAACUGCUCGAAAACCUAGAGGAUAGGCGUGAGUUACUGCUGCUGCUGUUGUUGUUGGGGUAUUGGUUGCUGAGUUGGUGUUGGUUGUGAUCACUCGAGAGAAAAUUAGAGACCCAGGCAAGGGGAGUGCAAUUGCUGUAGGUCUCGCGGAGUGAAAACUUGCAGAGUGAAGACCAAACUCACUUCUCACAUUCCAAUCGAUCCGUUGUGAGAAGCAUAUCGCUGUGGCUGUGAACCUUUAUGACCCUAGUUUCGGACUGUACCGAAGUAAACGACUGCUGUGCCUGGUCGUUGAAGCUUGAACGUGUGAAGCAGUUACGAGCUAGAAGUGCAUGCUGCCAGUGAAGUUGUGGAGACGAGCGACGAGUGUUAGCUGGUGAGAUAUACAAGCCUGUGUACACGGUGAGAUUGAUCUGCUGCAAUAGUGAGUAACGUGUUUUUUUGUUUUUGAUUCGAUAGCUACCGCAAUCAUCGUAAUGUCUACGCCUGGUAUGAUUGGGUCUAUUGACCAGUACCAACGGCAUAAAUCGUUUGCAAAUUAUGUGGAGCGUUUUGAGAUAUUAUGCAAGCUUAAUAAAGUGUCAGCUGAGACUAAACAGUCAUGGUUUAUUUCCGUAAGUGGAGAUGAAGUUUUUGACGAGGUCAAGUUGAUUUUCCCAAAAAAGGAAGUUAGUGAAAUACCUUACGAUGAGAUGAUUAAAAAACUAAAGGCUCGUCUGGAUAAAGUUGAGCCGGCUUUAAUGAAUCGUUACGAAUUUUACAACCGUUUGCAGAGAUCGAAUGAGUCAGCUGAGAAUUUCGUAUUAGCGGUUAAAUUACUUGCCGAAAAUUGUAACUUCAGGGAAUUCAAAGACGAAGCUAUUCGUGAUCGUUUGAUAAUUGGCCUACGAGAUAAAGAGUUAAGGAAGAAAUUGCUUAUGGACGAUGAGGUAAAUUUGGAAACGGUAGAAAAAACUAUUAUCAGUAGUGAGAAAGCAGAAAACAGAGCAGAGCAUAUGGACGACUACGGUGAAUCUAGCAAAGUGCUUUCGGUUAAACAGCGGCUAGGCAGAAAGUUCAGCGACAGUGACCGUGAAAGAGACAGGGACAGAGUUCGCAAUCGCAGUUGGAGUCGUGAUCGCAGUAGGAGCAAUGAGCGUGGUAGGAAUGACCGGUACAGAAAUCGUACUCGCGAGUGGACUGGUGACUACCAGCAAGAUAAUCGUGAAAAUCGGUUUAAGAAUUUCCAUACUAGUGCGGUUUGUAACUAUUGUAAGCGCAAGGGUCAUAUCCGCAAAAAUUGUUAUUUUUUGCAAAACAAUAAUCGUGGAAAAACAGUUAAUUUCGUCGAAAAAGAGGAAAUCGCGGAAACUUCGGUCAGCGAUAAGUUUGACAGGAUACGCGUUAAUGAUACCACUGAAGAAGAUUCGGAUAUUAGCUGCAUGAUGAUUCGGCGCAUAAACAAGGUUACAGAAGCAUGUUUGGUCGAUGUGUUGGUUGAGGGCAUAAAGCUGGCUAUGGAAGUGGAUACGGGCUCAGCGGUAGCAGUUAUUAGUGAAAUGUUAUACAGACAAAACUUCUCAUCUAUCCCGAUUUCCAAAUGCGAUAAAACACUUGUUGUCGUGAAUGGAUCCAAAAUUGCCGUGGUUGGAGAGAUUUCAGUUGGAGUAAUUUUGAAUGGUAUUAGCGCUGAGAGAAGAUUGAUUGUUCUUAAUACGUCUAGAGAUUUCACACCGCUUCUUGGCAGAGAUUGGAUGAAGGUGUUCUAUCCAAAUUGGAAGGACCAUUUCAUGCAACCUCGCUCAGUAAACAGUUUAGAUGACACCAAAGACACCGAACAGGUUUUAAGUACGAUUAAACAAAGAUACUCCAAAGUGUUCAAUAAAGACUUUACUGAGCCAAUUGCAGGUUUUGAAGCGGAGCUUACCUUGAAAUCAGAACAGCCAAUCUUCAAAAAGGCGUACCAGGUGCCAUUUAAAAUUAAGGAUAAAUUUUUGGAACAUCUAAACAUGCUGGAGAACCAGGGAGUAAUUACACCCAUUCAAGCUAGCGAGUGGGCUUCUCCAGUCAUAGCUGUGAUGAAGAAGGAUGGAGAUGUUAGAAUGAUUCUGAUCGGUAAGCAUAAGACGAAUGCACAUAGACGACAACUGAAGGCUGUUCACGAAUCCAAGCGAAACCGAACAGUGGUCCACUUCCCAGUCACUGCCAACGCGAUGAAUAAACGUAGAAGGGACUCAAUCGAGGAUGAUGACGAUUUCUAUGGAUUUCCGGAAGAACCGACAUCUGAUCGCAUACACGAAAGGAAGAAGGCCAAGCUCGUCCGAAGUCCCAUCAACACCCGCUCGAGAGCAGCCCGACAUAGCUAGGCAUCAACUUGCUGGAGCUAAAUUACCAUCGUCAACGAGUUUUGAUAUCGAAUGUUUGAAGUGCUUUGAAUUAUUGAAAUGUUCAUUCUGAAAUUUAUUUGAUUAUUGUCUUUUCUUAAGAAGGGAGAACUAUAGUGUCCACCCUAAUCUGAACUAUAUAUCGAUAUGUUAUCCAGUAACGCAUCUGAAAAGAGACUGAGAGUCCAUCAAUAAAGAGCUAGCUCAGUCUAGCAUGAGCCGUUGCAUGAGACGGAGUCGGAACGUAUCUAACGUAUUUUACUUCCUUUCAAAAAAAGAGUUUCUUCCCAAAUUAUUUAUUUCACAUAAAUCUUUAUCGGUCGAGUUUUUAUUAUAAUUAGUUAUCGUAUAUAACAACCCCGAAGGUCCGCAAUAAUGCCGGCAAGUCGCACCCCAGCCAGGUGUCCCGGAAAGCUGAGAAGGGUGGGCCUGAAAAGGCUGGCCCGUCCCGGCUUGAAGGGAACAUGGGGGUUGCGUUCAUUGGUAGGCCCUCAGCAACCACAGAGUAAGGCGAACCAAGGGGAGGAACACCCUUGGACUAAAGUAGAGCGGAAGAGGAAGAAGUCGAAAACGCAGGUAGUAGUAGUGUGUGACCGCCAAACCAAGGCGUGUUUCAAAUUUCUCAUCAAAGUUGUCUAAGAACCACUUUAAGAGCUUUAAAAACCACACAUUUUCGUGCGCUGAGAAUGUUACUACGUCAUUUCGUUCAAAAGAUAUUGAUGAUUUUCUAGAAAAAAUAGGCUCUUCUCAAGUAUUUUCACUUGAGUUACAAAAAUAACAUCCCUCUAAUUUUUUGAUAUCUUUUAUUACAACAUUUCUUCUUCUGUGUUUCGACAUGGAAUGGACUGUAGGAUUCCACUUGAUUUUGGCCUUGGACUGCGGAUUUUCCGGGAAUAAAAACUCACACGCGACUUCGGAAAAGCGAUACAAAACGUUUUAUUGCGUUGAUGACGAACUACAAACUAAACUAAUUCUUUUCUUUCUAGCGGGUUGCCGCGCUUUUUUAGUCCCAGUGGAAAUAAUAAACUAACAAAAGUAAACACUGCAGAAAAUAAUACGGCAUUCGUGCGAGGGGCGCUGCGAUGCCGGAACAUCCUCCCCGCCUUGAGGCCACGAAGGGGCAUCAAUCAAACGGAAGUACACAAAGCUUAUGAAUCGGUCUCUGGUAUACAGUUGAACCUCGGCGCAAUGUAACCACUCGAACGGUUCCCGAAGAGUCUGGAUGGACCUUCUCCACGCGUGCUAGUUCCCACUGCGCCGGCGGGGCGUUAUCAUUCUUCACCAACACCAAUUGGCCUACGUCGAGAUUGGGUUGAGCAGUACGCCACUUGCUGCGAGGUUGAAGACUUGCAAGAUAUUCGUCCUUCCAUCUAUUCCACACACGUUCAGUUUGCUGCUGAAUCUCUUGCCAUUGGUCCAAUCGGUUGGCUGGCAAAUGCUUCAUGCUGGGCUCAGGAACCAAGUUGAUGGG